Molecule: messenger RNA, 1860 nt
Organism: Aspergillus caelatus
Lineage: Eukaryota; Fungi; Ascomycota; Eurotiomycetes; Eurotiales; Aspergillaceae
Product: wax synthase family protein
Exons: 1
Coding region: 83-1696 (537 amino acids)
Biological process (GO): lipid metabolic process
Source: RefSeq, a predicted model, not a curated record
GUUGGGUUGUUGCAUUCCCGAGAGGUUAGAUUUCUCUUUUUUCUGGGAGACUCCUUUGCCUAGAACUGCAACGGAUCAUCCUAUGGCCGACUCUCCUAUUUCCUACCUCAACAUCGUUCGCGACAAUGGCGAUCAAUUGGACACGCACAUUCACCAUGGGGAGCUAAAACCCAUAUUCUUAUGGCAUCUGACUCUUUUCAUAAUCCUUCCUGUAUCGGCACUUGUCAUUCCUUGUCGGCAAAAUACUCGCUAUGUCCGCCCCCUCGUUCUCGUCCUCAUCAUCAGCCUGGCCCUCGAGGUUAUCCGAUAUCGACGGGCCCUUCUUGGUGCAAAUGGAUACAUGACAGGAUUGGUGGCCGCAUGGUGGUUCAUAUGGUCUGCGACAUUGCUAGUUUUCCACAAUGUCGAGAGGGAAUUCUUGCGCGUUGAGCGAAAGGCUAGAACGACUGUGGAUGCGACGUCGAAGCGCUCUAUUCAGAACGGAUAUGCCUGCCCGAACGGUGGAUUAAAGGACGCAAAACCAAAGGAACAGCAGUAUAUUGAAUCCCUCAUAUGGCAGCCGUAUCCCCUGUCCCUCUCGAAGAGGUUGAAUUGGUCAUUGGGUCUUCUAUUCAACAUGCGGGGCCCCGAAUGGAAUUGGCGCAUAUCGAGCAUGGGCCCUUUGCCUCCCUCUGUGGAAUCCCAACUUAAGUCUGGACCACUAUCACGAUAUCCCCGAGGCGCAAGUAAGGUAACUGCAUCAUAUUCAGGAGCUGAGACCAGAAUCCGUACUGUAGCCUUCGACUGUCUCAAGUACUAUCUCCUCCUGGAUGUGAUAAAGGUCCUCAUGAUGCACGACUUAUACUUCUGGGGGGUCACAUCGCCACCGCCUCCCCCUCCAUUCCCAUUAAACCAAUUCCUUCCACCUGGAGCGGAAUAUAUAUACCGCGUCCUGAUAACGGCAUUGGGUGUAUACGCCGCCGUAAGCUUUGUGGCCUUCUUUAACCCACUGAUUUUCCUUGGACUGUCCCGGUUAUUCCCCAACGUCUCCCGCAGCAUAACCGCAGCGCCACUCGAUGCGCCAUGGCUUUAUUCAGACACGUUUGGUCCGUUCCUCGUUCCCGUGCUGGACCACGGUCUUGCUGGCGCUUGGGGUGUAUGGUGGCACCAGCUUUUCCGAUUCGGAUUCACAUCCACGGCCCACUGGAUUCUAUCGCUUCUUCCCAACAGAUUAGCCACAAACUCGCGUUUCAGGCGCCUCGUCAUGAUAUUUGUCGCGUUCGCGCUUAGCGGUUUCAUCCACGCCUGCGGGAGUUAUACCCAGUGGUCCGACACUAAGCCUCUUUCCGGGACAUUUCUGUUUUUCAUUCUUCAAUUUGUUGGCGUUACGAUACAAGAAUCUGUCUCUCAUGUCGUAGUUCCAGCCCUGUUAGAUAAUUACACAGGUAAGUUAGGGAAGACUCGAUUGCCUCGUUGGCUCCGACGGUCUGCGAAUGCAGGCUUUGCUUUUGGGUGGCUGUGGUUGACCGCGGGUUUGAUCAUGGAUGAUUUCGCCAAGGGUGGCUUGUGGUUGACGGAACCUUUGCCAGUGAGUCCCCUGCGCGGAUUGGGAUUUGGUUAUGGGGUGGAAGGGGAGGGGUGGUGGUGUUGGAAAACUCCGUGGUUUCGGUACUGGGACGGAGGGAGUUAUUGGGAGAGGGGAAUAAGAGUUAUGUGAGUGCUUCCUAUCUAGGCCGUUGUCCACGUCUAUCUUUUGGUGUAUCUAGGUGUAUGCUUCUCUUGAAUGGGAUGCUUCGUUGGCUGGAAAAUUAUAUAGAGGUUUUAGAGGAUAGAGUAUAGAGAGAACCUAGUUCAUAGGAGAUAUAUACGAAUACAGUCAUG